AUGCCAACAAAAGAAGAAAUGGUAUGUGCGUUGGAACAUGCACAAGUCGAGGUUCCCCCUACCGCCACCAUUAGCCAAAUUAAGCGGCUUUACGAACAUGCGGUGUUAAAAAGUGAGGUUAAAACGCCGGAUCAAACACGUGUUCCUGAUGACGUGAGCCCAUCGAGCGAAGGAAGUACUGUCCCCGCAUCGGAAGAAGAUCUAGCGGUACUGCGACACAAAUUAGAGUCUCUCGAGUUACGGCAGAAAAUCGCCAACCUAGAGGCCAAACUUGGUGCAUUUUCGUUGCCGUCGUCGUCGCAUUCACCUCCGCUUCCAUUGUCGCAACCACCACCACCGCCGUCGUCGCUGCCACCUCCAUUGCCGUUGCUACAAUCGCCACCUGCACUGCUGCCGCCGCAACCAGCCUCAUCGCCGCCUUCGUCCAGAGCACCCAACCUGGAGGAAUUUGUUGGUUCCUUCAGUGGUGAUGACGGUGAGGACGUUGAACGAUGGGUGAGAGACCUAGAGAAUACGUUCUUGCUACACCAAUUAGACGACAUAGGGAAACUAUUCUGUAUGCGUCGGCUGCUAACCGGCACAGCCGCUCUACUCGCCAAAUCUACUAAUGCUGCAUGCUACAACGACCUAAAGGCCGAAUUAGUAGAAACCUUUAAGGUCACCAUCUACAUUGAGGAGAUCUACAGGAAGUUGCGAGCUCGGCGACUGAAGAGAAGCGAGACUACCACGCGCUAUCUGCUGGAUAUGCUCCACAUCGCCGGCAACUCAAUCGCAGAGGAGGAACUCGUGAUCAUAAUAUUAGACGGAAUUGGAGAUCCAAUUAACACCGCUGCAAUGCGCUUUGCAGCAAAAUCGGUCGUACAGCUGAAAGCCCUCCUGAAGGAUUACGAAAAACUACGCCCCGACGUUACUCGUGCACCCGUAACGUCAACCAUCUCUGCCCGACCGACCUCAUCCGGAACAAAAGAACGCAGCGCCAACAAUGAUUCCCUGCGCUGCUAUAACUGUAGGCAGUUUGGGCAUCACCAACCAGCCUGCCCAUUCCCGCUACGCCCAACCGGAGGCUGCUUCAACUGCCAUCAGACGGGUCACCAAUAUAAGCAAUGCCGAAACAAAGCCGUCGUAACAUCAGCUGCAACCGAUCGUCACUUCAAAGAACCAGAUGGAUGGAUUGUCAACGAAAGGCAAGACAUUGAAUUUCUUCCUGUUUGUCUUUCGCUUUCAUUGCAUUAUUUGGCUGACUCAGGAUCAGCCGUUGGCAGCACGUACGAGGACUGUGAGCAGCCGCCGGAAAUUGCACAUGGGUCCGCCCGGCUGACGGUGGACGACAACGAGGAGUACUCGACGGCACACUACACGUGCAAACCCGGCUACCGGAUGCAGGAGCCACAGCUCGCCGAACUCCGCUGCAACAUUGAGACAGACGAGUGGGAGACCACGAAGCUGCCCGCGUGCGUUCCAGAUGACACGGAGGGUCAGGGUGCGGCGCCUGCCGGAACUAAUGGCAAACGGAAGCCCGGUCAGAAGGGUCAGAACAUACAGGAAGAGUCGGACAUCGAGCCGGAGCUGGCGGCCCGGCUCGAUCUGUCCUGCAUGAGCCAAGGUCUCAUCAGGGCGCCCGAGAUCGACAACGGUUACGUGGUGAAGUACAACAGGCGCAAGAAGAACGGCAACAUUUUCCUGGUAGCAUACUACGAGUGCGAUGACUAUUACGAACUGCAGCCACCGGAACUGGACAGACUUUACUGCAGCAGCAAGCGGUGGAUCGGAAAGCGGCCAGAGUGUGUCUCGACCAGAACCGGUCUAGAGGAUGACGAGGAGGGCGAAGACGAGGAGGAGGAAGAGGAAGAAGAGGAAGAUUACGAAGAGGAAGGCGAGGACGACUCUGAACAACCAUCCGAGGGCGAUGAAAGAGUUCACGAGCUACCGACGACCUCUUCCACCACCAUGCCUACAACAUCUAGUUCAACAACCACGUCAACAACAUCAUCAACAUCGACAACGACAACUUCAACAACACCAGCGACAACGACAACAUCAACGACACCUUCUACAACAACAGAACCUGCAGUGCAGACAACAACACCGGCAGUGACGACAACGACCAGUGAGUUGCCGAGCGUUGAGGAGGAGAGCGUACCGGAAAACCUAUACGUUGCUGAAGUGGUGCACGAACACGAUCACCAUCGAUCACCUGCGGGAAGUGAAGGAGGCAGCAAUGAGGUGGACGAUCAAAAUGAAGAGGAGGAUGCUGAUGCUGAUGCUGAUGAGACUGAAGAGGAUGAGAACGCGCGUCGUGAUGCGACCGAAGACACCGAAGAUCAGACAGCAAACACGGAUCAAGAAAGGUUUUCCGAAUCGGCAUCGUCUCCCUCGACCACGACGACGACGACGACGACGACGACAUCGAAGACGACAAUCGUGGCCGCCUGCGGAUCGGAUCGUGGUGGUUGCGACCACGAGUGCCGGAUGAUCUACCACGGCAACGAGGUGGAACCGGUGGUCGAGUGUAGCUGCUACCGGGGUUUCCUGCUGGACGCGCGUGAUGGAAGAACCUGCCACGAUGUUGACGAAUGUGCGGAAAACAAUGGCGGCUGCGAGCAGACGUGUAUCAACAAACCCGGCUCUUAUGAAUGCUCCUGUGAACCUGGACUUCAAGUGGAUACGUUGAACGGUCAUACAUGCAUCGAUAUAGACGAGUGUGAGAACGAGGUCGUGGCCGAACGGUGUGCCGGUGGUUGCGAAAAUACAUUCGGUUCGUACCACUGCCUGCAGGCCGUGGUUUCGGAACAAACGCCAGUCGGGAGCGGAAAAAUCCACCAAUCGAACGAGGAAGAUGAUGAAGAUGCAGAAGAGCCGGACGACGACGACGACGAUGAGGACGGCGAUGCUGAUGGCGAGAGUGAUAAGCACGCGGAAGCUCGCAAUCGAUUGGCCGCGAAUGAAUUGCCGCAAGAAGCCCAUCAAUCAACCGGAAGUGGCCACACACACGUGGAAAGCGAGGACUCGCGAGUGGUGCAUCAUAAACUGCCCGACCACGGUCGGCACGAUGAAGACGCUGACGAGGAGGAGGCUGAUGAGGAUGGCGACCAGGAGGAGGACGACGGGGUCGAUGAAGAUGCCGAAAGUGAAGUGAAUUCCUCGACGCACCCUCAUCGGCAUCACCACGGUGAAGGCUCGCGUGCCCCGUACGAACCAACCGACGGGCCGGAAGGAAACCGCGAGAUAUCCGAUCAUGAGCUGGUCGAGGAGGAGGAGGAAGCCGAUGGCGAUACGGACGAUUAUCGGGACGAAACGGAACGGGAAGCGUCGCCGGUUCCGACGGAAGUGCCUUCGCCUGCCUCUCUAGGUGGAACCGACGUAGAAGCGAUUAGUCAGCAAACUCCGGAGGAAGAGCACGAAGAAGAUCGCGACGAUGGUGAGGAUGGCGAUUCUGAAGAGGAUAAUCGAACGCCACCACACGCGGGGUCGACCGGUUGCGGUGAAGGACUCCGGUGGAACCCGGCGACGGGCACUUGUGAAGAUAUCGACGAGUGUGUAGAGGAGGAGCACGGCUGCGACCACUGCCAGAACGCGUUCGGUGGUUACGAGUGUAUCUGCCCGGAAGGCUACGAGCUCGCCGAUGACGACAAACGCUGCCAGGAUGUGGACGAGUGUGCACUGGGUGGCGACGAGGAGGGCGACGGUGGUACGAUCUGUUCGCACGAGUGUCACAAUACGAUCGGAUCGUUCGAGUGUCGCUGCCCGGAGGCGUUCCAUCUGAAUAACGAUCGGCGCACGUGCGUGCGUGACUUCUGCCAGGAUCUGUACGAAAACCCCAACAAGACGCGCUGCUCGCACGAGUGCGCGGACGAGGUCGAAGGCUUCCGGUGCCGGUGUCCCGAGGGGUAUCUGCUGGAUGCGGUCGACCAGAAGACGUGCCGGAGUGCGUACAGCUGUGACGAGGGUCAGCAGAAGCGAUGCGAUCCGGGUCGGUGCCGACGGGUGGACCUGGACAGUGGUGACUAUCGGUGCGAGUGUCCGGAGGGGUAUGUGCAGAGUGACCACAGCUGUCACGAGCGGGAUGAGUGUCAGCUGGGAAGGCACGACUGUAGUCACGAGUGCCACAACACACCCGGUUCGUAUCGGUGUGGUUGCCCGGUGGGUUUGACUCUGUCGGCCGACGGGAAGACCUGCGACGACGUGGACGAGUGCCAGCGUGAGACGAACGAGCUGGAAGGGCUCUGUGGUGAUCUGGAAUGUCGGAACACGUAUGGCAGCUAUAAGUGCGUAUGCCCGGAGGGUCGCGAGCUGGAUGAGUACGGUAUCUGCCGCCAGAUGGACCUCUGCCGGAAGGAUAAUGGUGGCUGCUCGCAUAUCUGCACGUUCUACAACCGCGAGACGUACUGCGACUGUCCGGACGAGAUGGAGCUGGCCGAGGAUGGGAAGACUUGCGAACCGGCGGAUGUGUGUGGCGUACAGAAUGGAGGCUGUUCGCACACCUGCGAUCCGAAUGGCGAGCAGUUGUGUCGCUGUCCGACGGGAAUGGUGCUCGGGGAGGACGGACGUACCUGUGAGGACGUGAACGAGUGCCACGCAGGGAACGGAGGAUGUGCACAGAGUUGCCUCAACUUCGAGGGAGGCUAUCGGUGCGGUUGCUUUGAGGGCUACGAGCUAGAAGCGGAUGGACGUAACUGCGUCGAUCGGGACGAAUGUGCGAGCGCGAGGGGUGGUGGUUGUGAUCACAACUGUCACAAUACACCCGGCUCGUACUACUGCACUUGCCACGCAGGCUACAGGCUGGCCGAAAACUCACGCACCUGCGUGGACGUGAACGAGUGUGAGGAUACCAACGGCAACUGUUCGCAUGUGUGCAUCAAUCUACUCGGCGGUCAUCAGUGUUCGUGCCCCAAGGGUCUGUUCUUGCAGGAGGACGACCGGACGUGCGACUUUGUGGAUGAGUGUGCGUUGAACAAUGGCGGUUGUUCGCACACCUGCCACUACGAGUACGGGGUCGUAAGCUGUUCGUGUCCGCGCGGAUUCCAGCUGGAGUCGGAACAUCAGAAGACCUGCGUGGACGUGGACGAAUGUGCUGAUCGGAACGGAGGCUGCUCGCACGAUUGUUACAACACUCCCGGUGGGCACGAGUGUCAGUGUCCGCUGAACUACGAACUGCGGCACGAUCGCAUCACCUGCCAGGACGUGGACGAGUGCGUGACGGACAAUGGUAACUGUUCGAACAUCUGCAUCAAUCUACCCGGUGGCCAUCGGUGCUCUUGCGAAAUAGGAUACGAACUGGGUGAUGAUCAGCUGACCUGUGUCGAUGUGGACGAAUGUCGCGAUGGAUCGCACGAUUGCUCACACCACUGUGUGAACGUGCCCGGCGGGUAUGAGUGCGAGUGUCCGUCCGGGUUCAAACUGGGCCGAAACCGAUUAAGCUGCGAGGAUGUCGACGAAUGUACGGCACUGCCGGAUGAUGCCGGAUGUGAACAUCACUGCGUAAACACGAUCGGCUCGUACCACUGUGGGUGCGCGGAUGGCCAUCAGCUAGCGGCGGACAAUCGAACCUGCUCGGACGUGGAUGAGUGUAGUGACGGUGUGAAGCGAUGCACACAUGAUUGCGUCAACAAACCGGGCGGCUUCGAGUGUCUUUGUCCGUCCGGGCUGCGGCUCGACAUCGAUAAGGUGACCUGUGUGGACAUCGACGAGUGUCGGGUGAACAACUUCAACGGAGGUUGCUCGCACAUCUGCGAAAAUACGGCCGGAAGCUUCGAGUGUCGCUGUCCCGAUGGAAUGCUGCUCGGGGAGGAUCAGGCCACCUGCGCCGAUAUUGACGAGUGUGCCGUGCUGAACGGGGGAUGUAGCCAGCUGUGCAUCAACCGGGACGGUGGCUACCGAUGCGGCUGUCACCCGGGGUACACUCUCAUGGAGGACAAUAAGGCCUGUGAGGUGUCCAACCCUUGCGCUCUACGAAACGGUGGAUGUCAGCAUUACUGCAGCCUGAAGGCCGGCCUACCGGUCUGUUCCUGUCGUGAGGGGUACACCCUAAACAAAACCAACCAAGCGUCCUGUGUCGACCACAACGAGUGUCUCCAGCAGCAGGACAACAACUGUCAGCAGCGAUGCGUCAACCUCGAUGGAUCGUAUCGAUGCGAGUGCUAUCCGGGGUACGAAAAGAACGAACUUGGACAGUGCAUCGACGUGAAUGAGUGUCUCACCGGGAACGGGGGUUGCGGACCGAACGCACAGUGUAUCAAUACGGCGGGCGGGAGUCGGUGUGUGUGCCCGGUGGGUUUCAAGCUGACACAAGAUCGUAAGAAUUGCGUGGAAUUAAAGGACAACUGUAAACCGUUCGAGGCACCACCCAACUCGGAGAUUCGUUGCUCGCGAUCGCGUCACAAGGCGCAGUUGUUCUACCGGUCCAAGUGUUUCAUCACCUGCAAGAAGGGCUACAAGCUGCACGGACCCGCCGUACGGCACUGCAACGGUACCGGAGAGUGGGACGAAGGAGAAUCAAUCUGUGUUCCGCUCGCUUGUCCGAGACUCACCCGUCCGGAAAAUGGCGUAAUCCUACCGGUGGCUUGCACGGCGGGCAAAAUCUUUGCCAACGAACGGUGCGUUCUGCACUGCAAGCCUGGAUUCAAGCCACUGGCCAAACGGACGGCCGUGUGUAAUCUCAACCAAACGUGGGUUCCAAACGACAACCUCCAGUGUGUCCCGAUCACCGGUGUGGCGAGGCAACCGACGACUCCGGCCACACCGGCGUCCAUCCCCAUCAAACCGUACAUUCAGUGCCCGCCAGACGUACACGAAGUUCUACCGCUGGGACAGUACACGAUGAAGGUGCGCAUGGAGCGUCCAAAGACGAACGUCGACUGGCAUCAGUACGUGGACUCGCAUCCACCGUGGGGCAAGCAGCUGGAGGUGGAACUGCCCGCCGGCGAGACGACCGUUACCUUCCGUGCCCGAAGUCCAACGUCGAACGUCAACGAUGUGUGCCGGGUUGUGAUCAGAAUAAGAGAGAGGAAGCCACCAUCCGUGUUACACUGUCCAGAAUCGUUCGAGGUGCAGCUAGAGGCGUCCGAAUCGAGCCGUUCCGUAUUCUGGGCCGAGCCCAAGUUUGAGUCCCAGUCGGAGAUCAAGCAGAUCUACAAGUCCAACACCCCCGGCCAACCGCUGUCAGCUGGAGUGCACUACGUCAACUACAUCGCAACCGAUGCGGACGGAUUGAGUGCGAACUGCAACUUCCGGGUCGUGGUGAAAGCUGCCCCGGUGGAGGUUCUGGAACCACGGCGCCCAUUGAGUGCCUCCGGCGGUCCUCCGAGGCCGGCAGAAAUGAACCGGCUGGAAAACCACGAAUCGUACCUCAUCUGCCCGGGCCAGCCACCGGUUCGUCUGGACGCCAGCCACUAUCCCCCGGACGUACACGCCACACAAUUACCAACACCACACUCAUCAGCUCAUGCUGCGCGCAAACUGCCAACCGACGCUGGCGCUGGCCGCUCACCGCAGGCCCUUUAUUCGCAUCCUCAUAACCACCAUCGCUAUCGUCAUGAACACCCACACCAACAUAACCGCAAUCACAGCCUGGGGCGGGCGGAAGCCGUGCUCAAUCAAACCGCACCUAUCCUGCCGACGGUGGGCCGUGGCAAUCAUUCUUUCGCCGGCGUGCUGCGGGUGACGCUUGGCAACGGUACUUCCACCAGCGUCACCAGCGUCGCCAACCGGACGCGCGAUGCCUCCGGACUGUUGCGCACUUACCGUCCACCCUUGGGAUCCCGGGCGUCGUCGACGGCCGCUACUCACAAGCAUGUCAGCGGCAACUUCACUCACCGCACGCUUCGCACGGACCUUCACCAACAUCAUCAGCAUCAUCUUCACCACGCUCAUCAUCAUCGUGCUCAUAAUCUUAAUCUCGGGCAGGCGCUUAAGGAACCGAGCGCCACGGUGCAUCGAUCGCGUAUCAUACACAUCAUCGAGCAUCGAUCAUCGGAGGGAUGCUGCGAGGAGGAAGGGAAUUGUGACGAUGAAAGCACUCGAUCUCGGGCAACAUCCGGCCGGGAACCGGCCGCCGGAAGGACGACGGAAGGGGUUAGCGUUGAAUACUACAUCGACAUAUUUCAGUGGGCUCAUCGGCAGCCGGAACGGGAAUCGUAUUACGGACACAAUCGCAACCAGCAGCACCACCAGCUCGUCCAUUAUCAGCACCAACCACUCCACCACCAGCACCAGCAGCAACGUCAGCGUGUGCAGCAUCAUCAAAAUUGGUUGGGGCAGCAACAAUGGCCACAACAGCAGCAUCGACAGAGUCAACCGUCGGGCUCCUGGAACCAUGUGUCCUUCAUACAUCCCGACGUCGGAAUGUCCUCCGCUGGGCGGUUCAAUCAAGCCUUCCCAGCACCACCACCGUUGCACGUACCGCAAGGCUGUGUGGUGAAGAACAUUCGCAUCCAGCAGAAGCUCGCUAGGUUGCGCCAUCAACAACGGAUGCUCGCUCAGCACUUGCAGCACCUGGAGGCGUCUCCGGACGCCAGUCCGGCCCAAAUUGAACGCCAGCAUCAGCGAUACAAUAACCUGCUACGCUACUACUCCUCGUGGGACAAACUCUCGACCGGGCCCUCGGCCGGCUCCUUGAGGCCACCGUCGCUAGCCACUUUCGGAAAUGUUACACCGAUGCCGUCACCCCAUCAGCCGCACCGGCCCGCGUAUCCAGUGACACAAGCGAGCGUGACCCACUAUCGUCAGCAUCAGUAUCAUCAUCAGCAGCAUCCGAGGCGAUUGUUGAGAAAACGCAGCCGAGCACAUUCUGAAGUGCGCUCCAACGGAACGGUCCAGGCGAAGGAGCAGGAUCAACCAUGA
This is a messenger RNA of Anopheles coustani, 8838 nucleotides long. RefSeq lists its product as uncharacterized. The record is from RefSeq and is a predicted model, not a curated record. Gene Ontology annotation, molecular function: zinc ion binding; nucleic acid binding; calcium ion binding. The coding region runs from base 1 to 8838 and encodes 2945 amino acids. Lineage: Eukaryota; Metazoa; Arthropoda; Insecta; Diptera; Culicidae. The transcript has 16 exons.